UCCCAUGCCCCGUCCCCAUAUCUCCUCGUGCGCGACAUGGCGGCGCCGACAGAACCCUAGCGCGCCCGCAUCAGACGACGCCCGGCCCCCUUCGUCCUCGACCGCGGCCGGCCCCCUUCAUCCUUGACCUUGGCCGCCACGCUUCGUCCUCGACCGCGGCCGCCCUGGUCCGUCCUCAACUACGGCCGGCGCACGUCGUCCUGGACCGUGGCCGCGCUGCACUGUCCUCAACUGCGGCCGCGCUACUCCGUCCUCAACUGCAGCCACCCUGCUCCGUCCUCGACCGUCGCAUCAACAACCGCCGGCCGCAGCAAAUAUCUUCCUCCCCGUCGGCUGCAACCAGCAAGCCUGCAACUCCAAGCCCCCACCCCAAGUUUGAUCAUGAUGAAUUCAGGAGGACUAGAAGGACCGGAGGGUGAUGAACCAGAGUACCAUCCCGAAGAAUUAGAAGAGCAGGACGAUGGGAUGCAAUUGUUUAUUGUACCUGCGGAUCCUCCUCGCACUCGGCAGAAACGUGUAAGGGGAAAGCAGCCAGCCGCUCAAGGAAGUGGAGCCGCAACAGAACAUGCACAUCCUACUACCGGAGGGGCGCAGCCGCAGUCGCAGCCGCAGCCGCAACCUACUAUUUCCAAACUGAAGUCAAAGGUAUGGCUUGACUUCACCAAGAUCUCGAAAGAUGGUGAUAAAAUGACGAUAGCUAGAUGUAACCAUUGUGAGAAAGAACUGUCGGCUAGAUCGACAAAUGGUACAUCUCAUCUCCUUAGACACACUGAAAAGAAGUAUAAGGUUGAACACGCGACAAUGAAUAAUUUUUUCUUGAAAUCUGAAACAAAUGAUGAUGGAAUAGCUGCAUUAAAAAUGGUAGAUUUGAUGCUCAAGUUGCUAGAAUUUCGGUCUCUAUUUAUCUUGUAUCCGGUGCUCAUCCAUUUACAACAGUUGAAGAAGAUGGAUUUAGAACAAUGAUGUCUGCUUGUUGUCCACAAUUCAAGUCUAUUGGUCGGCACACAAUAAAAAGAGAGAUAAUGGCAAUGUUUCUUAGCCAGAAAAAGGAACUGAUGGACAUAAUUCUUGCUGCCCCUGGUAGAGUUAGUUUCACAUCCGACAAUUGGAAAUCUGAAGUCACCAAGCAUAGCUAUAUUUGCAUUACUUGUCAUUACAUAGAUGCUGAUUGGAAACUAAACAAAAGGAUUGUAUGGUUCAAAAAAAUAGAUCCACCAUAUGAUGGAGCAUCUAUUGCCGAUGAGGUCCACCUAGCUUUCCGUGAAUGGAGGGUUGAUAAGAAAGUGAUGUGCAUCACUCUGGAUAAUGCAGCCUAUAAUGAUAGGAUGAUAGCUUGCUUGCGUACCCACUUGGCAAAAGGUGCUUUACCUUUGUCCGGUAAAUUCUUCCAAAUUCGUUGUUAUGCACACAUACUAAACUUGGUAGUUCAAGCCGGUUUGGCAUUGAUUGAUAAGUGUGUUGACAAACUUAGAGAUGGUAUAAUGUACCUAAAGGCUUCAAGCAAUAGGCUGCAUAAGUUUUAUAGUACUGCUACAACUAUUUUCAACCUGGAAGAAACAAAAAGGUUGAAACCUGAUAUGCCCAUCCGUUGGAAUUCAACAUACACUAUGCUUGGGUGCUGUUUGUACUUUAGAGAUGUGCUGCAUUGGUAUUCUGAGAGGGACAGCAUAUUCAAGGUCAACUCUUGGCUAUCCAAAGAAGAGUGGGCCAAGGUAUCUCAUAUGUAUCAGUUCUUGAAGGGUUUUUUCGAGGUAAUUACAACUUUCUCAGAACAAAGUAUCCAACAGCCAACUUGUACUUCGUGAAUGUCUAUCUUGUUCAUUCUGCUAUUAUAGAGGCUAGUGCUGGAGUAAAUAGUUACAUGGCUCCAAUGUUAGCAGUUAUGAGGGAGAAAUUCAUGAAAUAUUGGUCUGACUAUAGCAUAUUUCUGUCUUGUGCUGCCGUUCUUGAUCCCUGCAUUAAGUUCAAGUUUUUAGGAUAUGCCUACUCCAAGCUAUAUGAUGGUGAUGAUGCCCUUCAGCGCAUUAAUCUUGUUAAAACUACAAUGACUUCUUUAUUUAAUGAGUAUGGUAGUGGUGUACAUGUCAAUGAAAACAUAGCAACUAGUGCAUCAUCAAGCACGUGUGGACUUGGUGCCUUUUCUGACUAUGGUCAGUACGUGGAAAGCACGAGCUCACAUGAAGAGAGAUCUAAAUUGGAAUUGUAUUUGGCUGAACCUGCGAAGAGGUUGAAUGAAAAUGUCAAUAUCUUGGAUUUCUGGAGUAAGUCCGCAGCUAGGUAUCCGCAACUAGCAAGAAUGGCACGUGAUAUCCUUGCAGUUCCUGUGUCAAGUGUUGCUUCAGAAUCCGCUUUCAGCUUGAGUAAGAAGGUUAUAACCCCGAACCGAAACUCACUUAAACCAAAGACGGUUGAGGCCCUAAUGUGUUUGCAAGAUUGGUAUCGUUGCAAACUGCAGAAAAAAGAAGAUAAUAAGAGAAAGGCAGAAGUGGUUGCGCUAGAUAAUGAUGAAGAUUCAUCUUCGGAUGAAGAAUAGUUGUUGCUAGAGCAAUGAGAAGAGAAGAAGGUUCAGAGAAGGCAUGGCGAGAUGGCAGCCAACAAACUACUAGUCUUAUUUUGGUUAUGGACUGUAAUAUUAUUCAUGCACUUGUGUUUGUUGUAACUGGAACGUUUAGAUGUCGAAAGACUUGAAACUGAAACAUUUAUAUGUGGUUCUGCUAUUCUUUUGCUCAAACACUAUGCUGCUGUGUUGUCAAAACUUGUAAUGUAAUGCUGCUGUUUUGCUGUUGUUGAAACUGAAACAUUUAU
This is a messenger RNA of Triticum dicoccoides, 2805 nucleotides long. Its product is annotated as zinc finger BED domain-containing protein DAYSLEEPER-like. The transcript is spliced from 4 exons. The record is from RefSeq and is a predicted model, not a curated record. Lineage: Eukaryota; Viridiplantae; Streptophyta; Magnoliopsida; Poales; Poaceae. Gene Ontology annotation, molecular function: DNA binding; protein dimerization activity. Bases 1862 to 2533 code for a protein of 223 amino acids.